CAGUUUAUUUUUGACCGUCGAGCCGAUUGGACGCGAAAUAAAUCCUGGUCCUUGGAUCGCAACCGAAACCGAAAAAGGGGGAACUUCCGGAAGUUUCAGAAAAAGUGUCUCUCUAUCGCAGCGCGAGUGUGUGUCAGUGUGCUUCUUUUAUUAACAAAAAAGACGUUCUUGAGCUGCUUCUGGUGUGGCGGAAGUUGUUCGGGUGUUCGCAAGUUGAAUUUGUGGCGCAAAACGAAGAUAACCUUAAUCGGGAAACGAGAUUUUAUCAAAGGAUUCUUUUAACUCGCUCUUUAACUCGAUUCAUUGGUGCGUGGCGUGUGGGAGUGGAAGAAAACUGCCGACGACGGUGUGCGUGGGGGAAAUUUCUAUAUCACAGGCUAUAUCAUCGCCGAGAUUUAGCCGGAUUUGGUAAAAAGUGUGUGUUUUUAACGAAUUUUGACUUAGUGCAUUGGAAAGGAAGUGGAGCAUCUUCUUCUGAAGAAAGAGGAAAAAGAUCGGAUUACAGUGAUUUGUUUGUUUGAGGAAAAGAAACGUGCGUGCUGUCAUCGAUUGGUGUCGCGCUGCUUUAAGGAUAUCCACGGGACAGCUGUUGCCCAGUGAUUUUGUGUUUUUUUUUUCUUCUGUGUGUGGGUUUGAAGUGAAGUAGAAGUUUAGGCGUGGGACAAAAGUGAUUUCCGAGGGCCCAUUUUUAAGCCCGCCCGGAGAACCAAUUUCGGAUGUAGCUACUCCCACCAUUCCUCAUCCUGAAAGCCAGCUCGGUCAAUGAAGCCUUCAAAAACGAACGGUGCUACGAAAAGUGUGAAACAAUCGCUGCUGCUGGGUUGCUGUCUUCUGGCGGCUCUGGUCCUUGCGGGAGGCCAACAGCGCCAUGUGGCGGAAGCGGUCCGGUGCGAUCGGAGUCCGGAGGGUUCCGGUGCGAGUAAAUCGCCCGCAGAUGGGCGCUUCCGGCUGAGGAUCUCCGGCAAUCCGGAGAAGUACGUGCCCGGCGAGUCCUACAUGAUCAGCCUGGUAGGCAUCCGGUCGAUGCAGGUGCCUCACAAGUUCUCCGGAUUCUUCCUGGCAGCGGAGAAAGAACUAUCGCUCAGCCGACCAGAUGCCACGGGUAAUGGGGGGCUACACAACGUAGGCACCUUCCAGCUACUCGGCGAUGCCCUGACGAAGUUCAGCGAACGCUGUCCGAAUGCCGUCACGCAGACCAGCUCGAUCCCGAAGAGUGAAGUCCAGGUUAACUGGGUUGCACCUCCGGCCGGAAGUGGCUGUGUGGCCAUCCGAGCUACCGUCGUAGAACAUCGGGACGUCUGGUACAUGGACGAUGGCCCGCUGAGUAAGAUCAUCUGUGAAGAUGAGGCCGAUUCGGUGGACACACAGCCUCCGGUGCUGAAAGAGUGCUGCGCCUGUGACGAGGCCAAGUACGAAUUGACUUUCGAGGGACUGUGGUCCCGGCAUACCCAUCCGAAGGAUUUUCCCUCCAAUGGGUGGUUGACCCGAUUCAGCGAUGUGAUCGGAGCUUCGCACACCGUCGACUACCGGUUCUGGGAGUAUGGUCAGGUGGCUAGCGAAGGACUCAAGCAGGUCGCCGAGCACGGCUCAACGAGAAUGUUGGAGAGUGAGCUGAAAAAUCAGAGCGACAAAAUUCGAACGAUCAUCAAGGCCCGUGGAAUAUCCUAUCCAAACGUUACGGGGAAAACAUUUGCAGUGUUCCGCGUAGACUCCAAUCACCAUCUGGUAUCGAUCGUAUCUAUGCUCGAUCCGUCACCGGAUUGGAUCGUCGGUGUUUCCGGCCUAGAACUUUGCCUAACAAACUGUUCCUGGAUCGAGAACAAAAUCUUGAAUCUCUAUCCCUGGGAUGCCGGUACGGAUAGUGGUCCAACCUACAUCUCCCCCGAUCAACCCACAAACCCCCCAGACGUCAUCCGUCGCAUCAAAUCCAACUACCCGAACGAUCCCCGAUCACCAUUCUACGAUCCAAGUGGAGCUGAGAUGAAACCCCUUGCCAGAAUCAUUCUCUCCCGGCAACGUCUCUACGAGAAGAAUUGCGACGCGGACAACGAGGAGGAUAACGAAGGCAAACAGGCCUGCGAAACGAUGCCCUGGGACGAGUGGGGUGAUUGCAGCUCCCGAUGUGGCAAAGGCAAACAAAUUCGGCGACGAGUGUACAAGAAUCCGCAGAAGGCACGGCAAGCAGAUUGCAAGAAAAAGCUGUUCGAUCGGCGGGCCUGCGUUGGAACCGAACAGGAUUGCGACUAUCAAACCGAUGAAGAUAUGGACGUGAUCUAUCAGGGUGAUCCGGAGUGUGCCGUUACCGAGUGGGGUCCGUGGAGUGAGUGUAGCACUCCUUGUGGCAAGGGGAAUAAGACAAGGUCGAGGAAGUACGUUAAGAAGGGAGCCCGUAAGAAGUGCGAACGAAUGCCGAAUCCUCCGAAGUUGCAGCAGACGGCGCCGUGCAGCGAGGAAUGCGCCGGAGAUAUUUCGCAACCGCUGAUGAGCUCUGAUAUCAAUCCGAAAUGCAAGAUGACCCAAUGGUCCGAGUGGGGUCCGUGCAGCGUAACCUGUGGACUCGGGCAGAAAAUGCGAACCCGGAUGCCGCUGGACAAAUCGUACAACUCCAACAGGCACCAGAAGCGCUUCAUCAACUACUAUCUGACCAAGCGGCGCCCGGUGGCCCACGACGAUGACGACGAGGACGAAGUGGAAGAAGAAAUGGACGACGUUGACAGCGGAUUGGCCAUUACUGACCCGAAUGAUCCCUGCUACGGAGUGGAAACGGUCGAGGAAGUACGCUGCGGCCACGAUCUGCCACCCUGCGAUGGACUGUACGGGGUUCCAGAACUUUGCUUCCUGGAUCCCAAACCGGGCAACUGUAGGGAUUCUCAAACCCGUUGGUACUUUGACAGCGACAAGAACGAUUGCUCCAUUUUGUUCUUCACUGGGUGUGGAGGAAAUAAUAACAAUUUCAUGUCCCGCGAGGAUUGUUUGGAUACUUGCAGCAAAGAUCGCAAGUUCACCAACAUUCCAAUUCGUGAUCAGCUGAGCACCAAUUCGGAUUACGGUGGAGACUUCAAGCAGGAUUGUAAAACGUCACACUGGAAGCGUGGACCGUGUAAUGCCACUUGUGGCGAAGGUUUCCGGGUUAAAAGCCGAACAAUUCUGAUUCAUCCCACGAACGGAGGUCAACGGUGUCCUCGGAAGCUCCGCAAGAUGGAACGCUGUUUUGUGCACUGUGACUCCUCACGGCACGAUACCAACCCAUCCUGGGGCCCAACUCGCUACUCACCGGAACCGAUCGAGUGCGAAUACUCCGCGUGGUCGGCCUGGUCACCCUGUAGCCGUACCUGUGGAGACUUUGCCGUACAGCAGCGAACCCGAUACGUGCUAAAUCCGGAGAACACCCGAUACUGUCCGCAUAGGCUCGAAGAGCGGAAGUGUGACAUCAUGCCGUGUUUGCUGGGCCAGUAAAACCCAACAGCAAUACCGAUGAAAAACGACAAUGAGUAAACAAUAACACAUAAAUCUGCAACAGCCAUUAUUUAGCGUGUAUUUCAGUAAAAAAAAAACAUUGUUAAAUUGUUUCUGCGUUAUAUCUCACUUAUUUAGGAAACGCGUUUUUUAGCAAAACGCUAGCACAGCUCUUUCUCAACAACAUACGUAAACGGUUAUAACAGUUAAAACACUCAAGCUACAUAUUACUCUUAGUUAACGAUUACAAUUUACAAUCGUCUUCUCUUAACACAAAUCACAAAACACUCACACUAAGCUAUUUUUUAUCAAAAGCAAAACCUGUAACCAAACAUCAACCAACAAAUAAGGCGCAACCAACUUUUGUAAAUCAAGCAAAAACCAAUCCUGAUGGCAAACCUUCCGGAUUAGAGCCGAUACGAACCCGUAGUAGAUGCUGUUCCGCAAAGUAGCAAGCAAGCAAACAAAUGCGAAGAAAUGGGAAGCAAUGAAUUUGUAGAACCAAUAAUUGAAAUGAAAUUAAAUCGUGAAAAAGAAAACAAAAAAAAUAAACAAAUCAAAACGAAACUGUGUAACAAAACAAUAAAAGAAAACAAUCUCCCAAAACACGUACACACAAACAAACCCGGUGUAGAAAAAUAAAGUGAUGUAACAAUAAA
Uranotaenia lowii is the source of this 4115-nucleotide messenger RNA. RefSeq names its product spondin-1. Gene Ontology annotation, cellular component: extracellular matrix. Lineage: Eukaryota; Metazoa; Arthropoda; Insecta; Diptera; Culicidae. The record is from RefSeq and is a predicted model, not a curated record. Gene Ontology annotation, molecular function: serine-type endopeptidase inhibitor activity. The transcript has 9 exons. The coding region runs from base 763 to 3456 and encodes 897 amino acids. Gene Ontology annotation, biological process: cell adhesion.